Messenger RNA from Dracunculus medinensis (Guinea worm), 1170 nucleotides. The record is from the annotation of a GenBank genome assembly. NCBI's taxonomy places the organism in Eukaryota, Metazoa, Nematoda, Chromadorea, Rhabditida, Dracunculidae.
AUGAUUUCAGAAAAAGAAGGAAUGCUGAAGGAAAAAGAAAAGGAACCAAAAGACAAUUAUAACAUUGUUUAUCUAAUUAUAAUGCUUCAUGGAAUCGGCAUAUUAAUUCCAUGGAAUACGUUUAUCACUAUCGCACCUUCCUACUUCGUUGGUUAUAAACUAUUAAUUACCGAUAGCGAUGGAGUGAAACACGAAACGAAAUAUUCAUUAAAUUUCUUUAGUUAUAUUGGAGUUUGUUCGCAGUUACCCAAUCUUCUGCUAAGCUUUCUCAAUAUAUUCGUUCAAAUAAAAGGAGGUCUUCAGCGAAGAAUUAUUGUUUCACUUAUUGUCAUCGGUACAUUAUACUACAAAAACAUUUUAGUGGUGGCGGCAUUUUUCUUCAUCACAAUAUUCACUGUCGUUUUGUUGAAUGCAGCGACUGGAAUGUAUCAGAAUUCAUUGUAUGGAAUUGUUGCUUCAUUUCCGCCACGUUUCACGAACGCAAUUGUUCUCGGCAAUAAUGUUUGUGGAUUGUUUAUUUCUAUUGUCAAUAUUAUAACACUCGUCGUUUCAAAUUCGAUUCAAAGCGCAGCGGUUGCAUAUUUUAAUAUUGCACUUUUCACCAUUAUUGCUUGUUUCAUAUCCUUCAUUACGCUUCCGAAAUUCAUAUGGAUGCAAUGUUUUAAUGUUUUCCUUGUAUUUUUUGUGACACUUAUCAUCUUUCCUGCAAUAAUGGCUGAUAUUCGACUUUGGAGAAAUGAUGGCGUUUAUGAUUUUUUCAUUCCUGAAUUCUUGUUCACACCUCUCACAACAUUCCUGCUUUUCAAUGUAUUGGCCAGCACUGGCUCAGCUUUUGCUAAUUUUGUACAAUGGCCUAGCCCAAGAUAUUUGGUGAUACCUGUUGUACUACGUUUACUCUUGGUACCUGCGAUGAUGUUUUGCAAUUAUCGUCCAAAUCUCCGAACUUGGCCAGUGCUUAUUACCAAUGAAUAUAUCUAUUUUGUGUUAGGGCUUGUCAUGUCAUUUACUUGCGGUUAUUUCAGUUCUUUGGCGAUGAUGUAUGCACCAAGACUGGUAGAAAAAUCGAAAGCGUCUAUCGCUGGGAUGAUGUCGGCAUUCUUCCUCGUAUUUGGUAUGUUACGCCAAAUUAUUUCAUUCAGAUACGAAAAAUUUAUCAUUUUUUUUGAUUAG